Messenger RNA from Girardinichthys multiradiatus, 1115 nucleotides. Its product is annotated as HLA class II histocompatibility antigen, DR alpha chain-like. The coding region runs from base 22 to 750 and encodes 242 amino acids. NCBI's taxonomy places the organism in Eukaryota, Metazoa, Chordata, Actinopteri, Cyprinodontiformes, Goodeidae. Gene Ontology annotation, cellular component: MHC class II protein complex; membrane. Gene Ontology annotation, molecular function: MHC class II protein complex binding. The transcript is spliced from 4 exons. Gene Ontology annotation, biological process: immune response; positive regulation of T cell activation; immunoglobulin production involved in immunoglobulin-mediated immune response. The record is from RefSeq and is a predicted model, not a curated record.
UCAGUGAAGCUCAGAGUUUAGAUGAAGAUGAAGCUGCUGCUCUUCCUGUGCUCGGUCCUCUGGACCUCUGCUGAUGGUUCUGCUCCAGUUCUACAUGAGGACCUUCGUAUCACUGGAUGUUCAGAUUCUGAUGGAGAGUUCAUGUAUUCUCUGGAUACUGAAGAGAUGUGGGUCGCUGACUUCAAGAAAGGAGAAGGAGUUUAUCCUCAGCCUCCUUUCAUAGAUCCUAUAACAUACCGGGAAGGAGUUUAUGAAUCAGCUGUGGCUGAUCUUCAGGUCUGCAGAUUCAACCUGAAGAUUAGGCGUGAAGCCAUGAAAGGAACUCCUCUGGAACGAGAUCCUCCAUCCACCCCGAUGCUCUACACCAGAGAUGAGGUGGAGCUGGGAGAGAAGAACAUUCUGAUCUGUCAUGUUUCUGGAUUCUAUCCGGCUCCUGUCAACGUCUCCUGGACCAAGAACGGACAGAAGGUGACUGAAGGAACCAGCAUCAACGUUCCCUUCCCCAACAAGGACAGUACCUUCACCCAGAUCUCCAGACUGGACUUCAUCCCUCAGCUGGGAGACAUCUACAGCUGCUCAGUAGAACAUCCAGCGCUCACAGAACCUCACACCAAGAUAUUUGAUGUGGAGGUCCAGAUCCCUCAGCCCAGUGUUGGACCUGCAGUGUUCUGUGGAGUCGGUCUGACCAUCGGACUCCUCGGUGUGGCGGUCGGGACCUUCUUCCUGAUCAAAGGAAACGAGUGCAGCUGAUUGGCUGCCGCUGAUGAUGUCAUCAUGACCAGCUGCCAAUCAUGACUUUAGAUAAAACUUUAUUAGAUCUUUCUAUCUGUUAACCUGAACCAACGUCUCUCUGAAACAUUGAAACAUUAAUAAAGUUCUGAUAAAUCACUGAGAUGACCUGUUAUCUGCAGCUGGAUCAACUGUUUAUACAGAACCAGAACCUCUGGCUCGGUUUCUGGGCCCAGUUUCUCUAAAUGUUGCUGUUUCCAUCCUUCCUGUUCUGUAUCAAUGUUUUCUGAUUUAUUAAAAUCAUGUUUAUCAUAAACUGUCUGCUGCAUCUCUCCAUGUGGUUCUGAUCCACAGCUGAUAAAUAAUAAACACACCUAAUAAAAAUA